Molecule: messenger RNA, 9670 nt
Organism: Phalaenopsis equestris
Lineage: Eukaryota; Viridiplantae; Streptophyta; Magnoliopsida; Asparagales; Orchidaceae
Product: chromatin structure-remodeling complex protein SYD
Biological process (GO): positive regulation of transcription by RNA polymerase II
Cellular component (GO): nucleus
Molecular function (GO): ATP-dependent chromatin remodeler activity; histone binding; ATP binding
Source: RefSeq, a predicted model, not a curated record
CCGUUUACGGACCAAGAGCUUUUUUGACGGCCCUACCGACUUCCACGCCCAAUUUCGUCCUCGUGAGAGCGCAGGUUUCCUGGUUUUGCACAUCCUCACUUCUCUGCAACGUUAGCUGACACAGAUCUAUGUGAACCGUAACUUCGGCCAUAGGUGGAACGAACGGGGGCUCUCCAGAGAUCGUCGGUAGAGUUUUUCUCACGCCGAUAUCGAUUUCCUCAUCCUCUUUAACAGUCUUUCAGAACAAUCGGAGGUGAUGCUGGUUAUGAGCUACCGCAAUGGAUAGGUUUCCCUUUCGUUCCGGCGUAGAUCUCACUUCUUUUCCACCUUAAGCCUAUCCACAGCCGCUUUCUCCUAUGAGAUGGCGUCAUCACAUCAUGUGGAGUUAGAAGCAGCAAAACUUCUACAGAAACUUAUCCAAGAAUCAAAGGAUGAGCCGGCUAAAUUGGCCACAAAGCUUUUUGUGAUAUGCCAGCAUAUGUUAACAAGUGGAAAGGAGAAUUCAUUGCCAUAUCAAGUCAUAUCAAGGGCAAUGGAAAAAGUAAUAAAUCAGCAUGGACUUGAUUUGAAUGUUCUAAGGUCAUCUCGUCUUCCAUUGAGCUGUGGGCCACAGGAAGUUGAUACUGGACAAGGAGCAACAAUGGGCAAAGACACACCUGAUAAUCAACUGCCUGCUAGUCAAAAUGAUUUGCCUCAUGGAGGUAUUCCUUCUGGAACAUGGCAUGGAGCAUCAAGUAGUCUGGCAAAAGAAGCUUAUGCUGCUCCUUUCCAGAAUUUUGGGAUGCUGCGAGCAACCAAAGCAGGCCCUUCUGAGGUAGAUAUGGCUCGGCACGAGUUGUUUCCAAAUAAACCACAAGUUGGUUUUGGUAGAGUGGACAAUAUGCCAGUUGAUGCUCAUCAGGGCUCUUUUUCUCAUAGGAGUGGCAAGUCAUCUGAGCUAGAAAGUCCUGCUAGUGUUCCAAUGGAUGACACAAGAUCUACAAAUUCACAGGAAAUACAUAAUUCAAUAAAAUCUGACAACCAAACCAACAAGGACAAUACUAAAAAAGCAGGUAAUAAGCGAAAAAGAGCUGAUUCCAAGGCAGCAUCUGAUGCACCUUCUGAAAAUCCUCAACAAUCUGAUAACAUUAGUACUGGAUCUGACUCUAGGAAAGGUAAGCAAGUUAAUAAAGAGGGGUUACAAGGCCAACUUUCUGGAAAAUAUGAUGACCAUGCACAAGUGAAUCCUAUUCAACAUGGUGCAGGUGCUGCAUCCCUCAUCAGGGCUAAACAAGAUGGUGUCCAUACUUUAUCUGAAAGGAUUAUGGAUGAAGUAAAAACAUCGCAUCCUUUUUUGGUUUCACCAAGAAAUCAUGAUGAAGGGGAGGUGUCUUCUAGUCAGAGUACUGGAAUUCAGAAGGGUAAAAUGCCGCCUAGAAGUAACAUUUUAGGAUCUGCACCGCCCAUGUGGAGUCAGAACCGGUUUACUUCAUCACAAGUUUCUCAAGUCUCCAGUCCUGGCAUUAUGGAGCCAUCUUCUGAUUUGAACAUAGUUUCUCCAUACCAUGCUAAUGGGCUAAAGGGCCUUUCACCAGGGCCAAAUGAUAGUUCAAAACUUAUGGGUUUACCUUCAAACAUUGCUUAUAGCAAUGGGAAAGUCUUUGGGACUGCAAGCGCCUUCAGCACUUUUGCAAUGGCAAAGAUGGGCUUUCCCUUUCCAGCUCAUCAGAGUAGUUCUUCUUUUGAGAAUCAAUACACAACAUCCAAAUUGCAAAAUGAAAACUAUUUGGGUUCAUACCCUGGUUCUCAAUUAUUGGACAAGGGGGGAGAUGCAAAUUCUACUAAUGUCAGUGCUGGGUCUCCUGGUUCAGCCAAGCCUGUUUCUGAUGGAUUACCUCAAAUUCCUAAAAAAUUUUCAGAAGCUCCAACUAGCUUGUCAUUGAACACAUCUGAUGGAAUUGCUACAUCUGGAAAAGCUAUUUUUCAGGAAAAGAGAGGCGGACUAGAAUUAGGAGCAAGUUCUUACACUAAUCCAAUGGUCUGUGGAGUUGAAGAGAGCCACGGCCUAGAUAAUGUUUCUUCGGAAAGAAAUCGUGGUGCUUUUUCUAAGCUAAAGACUGGGUCCAAUUUGUAUGCUGAGCCUUGUGGUAACAUGCAGACAAUUGCAUCAAGAAAUACAUCUUCUUCGAACACACCUUUUAAUGAUCAACAACUAAGGCAGCUCAGAGCACAGUGCCUAGUGUUUCUAGCAUUCAGAAAUAAUUUGGUUCCUAGAAAGUUGCAUCUUGAAAUCGCUCUUGGUGCGAGCAACCCACAAGAAGGGGGUGGUGCUGAUGGAGCCCCAAGAGUGUUGAAUGAUUUCAGAGGAACUGAUCCACACGCAAGGGAAUCUGUUGAUAAUCAUGAAAGAGCUGGGAUGCUUGUUAGAGCAAAUGAUACUGCCAAGGGUUCAAUAGCUUCAUCUGGUGGAAGUAUUAUGGACAUAAAUUUAUCAUUGAAGGGUGUGGAGAGUGUGAAGAAGAACAAGAAAAAUUCGGACAUGUACAUGGUAGCUGAGGAAAAUAAAAAUCAAACACGGGCACCGGAAUUAGCAGAAUCAUAUAUAGCAUCAAAUAUACUGCAGCCUGAUUCCUUUGGAGAUUCUGGAAAGAGUAUUCAUGAUAGCCAUCUUCUAAGGGGUACUGCUGACCUUUCUAACCAACAAAUAAUGCAUACAAAUCGGGUACCAUCUGUUUGUGUAGACAAGCCUUCCUGUUUUGAGAAACCUGAUAUUCUGAGGACCAAAACUAAUGUUGAAUUCUUUAAAGAAUCAACGCUAUUCAUGGGUCAUCGAGAUUCAGCUCCUGAAGAAGUAGAAAAUUUUUCAGAUCGGCACAUUUCUUUACCGGUAAGGGAAUUGACAAUGUCAAAUACUACAGAAAACAGUGAUAACAUGAAGCAUGCAAUUUAUCCUUCAAAAGAUGUCAACAUGCUCUUUAACCAUGGUGUUUUGAACAAUAGGAUUCAUACUACUACUGAUUUUAAAAUAUCUACUCACCAUGAUGAUGCUGCUGAAGGCAGUGAUGGAAUGGAAAAUCAGAGGGUUUCUGUAGCUCAAAAGAUUGAUGUUCAUGGUCAGUCUACUUCUGAAGGGCCCAAGAAUCUAACAAACGAUGAUAUGCUGAAGUACAGCAAUACAACUUCUGUGGAGUAUGAUGAAGAAGAGGAGGGAUAUGAAUUAUUAUCCAAUGAUAUGCCCACUUCUCCCCCAAAAUACACGACCUUUGACAAGUGGAUGAUGGAGUAUCAGAAAAAAAAAAUUGCUGAAGAGCAGAAGUGGGCCUUGAAACAGAAGAAGGCUGAAGAAAGGAUCACAGCUUGCUUUUCCAAGUUAAAAGAAAUAAAUUCAUCUGAAGAUAUUUCUGCCAAGACUAAGAGUGUUAUUGAGUUAAAAAAACUUCAACUUCUUAAACUUCAGCAGCGGUUACGGAGUGAAUUCCUUGAUGAUUUUUUCAAACCUGUUGCAUCUGACAUGGAACGUUUGAAAUCAAUAAAAAAACAUAGACAUGGUAGACGUGCAAAGCAACUUGAGAAAUUUGAACAAAAGAUGAAGGAAGAGAGGCUGAAGCGCAUUCGAGAGAGACAAAAAGAAUUCUUUACUGAAAUUGAGGCUCACAGGGAAAAACUAGAGGAUUAUUUCAAGGUCAAGCGGGAGAGGUGGAAAGGUUUUAAUAAAUAUGUAAAGGAGUUCCACAAGAGAAAGGAGCGUAUACAUCGUGAAAAGAUUGACAGAAUCCAGCGUGAAAAGAUUAAUCUUUUGAAAAACAAUGAUGUUGAGGGAUAUCUAAGAAUGGUUCAGGAUGCUAAGUCUGAUCGAGUUAGGCAGCUGCUUAAAGAGACUGAAAAAUAUCUUCAGAAAUUGGGCUCAAAGUUAAAGGAGGCCAAGGGUAUGUCUAGAAAAUUUGAUAUGGAAGCGGAGGAUUGCCAGGCAACUGAUGCAGAUGAGAAGGAAAUAGCAGCAAUUGAUAAUGAGGAUGAAAGUGAUCAAGCACAGCAUUACCUGGAGAGCAAUGAGAAGUAUUAUAUGUUGGCCCACAGCAUUAAAGAGAGCAUAAAUGAGCAGCCAACUUCUCUUGUAGGCGGAAAGUUGCGUGAGUACCAGAUGAAUGGUUUACGAUGGCUAGUGUCAUUGUACAAUAAUCAUUUAAAUGGUAUUCUUGCUGAUGAGAUGGGCCUUGGAAAAACUGUUCAAGUUAUUUCUUUAAUAUGCUACCUUAUGGAGAAGAAAAAUGACAGAGGUCCAUUUUUGGUGGUUGUACCAUCUUCAGUUCUUCCUGGAUGGGCAUCUGAAAUUUGUCUUUGGGCACCUAGUAUAAAUGCUAUUGCUUAUGCUGGUUCUCCUGAGGAGAGACGCAAACUAUUUAAGGAAAGGAUUGUUCACCGGAAGUUCAAUGUUCUCCUCACUACAUAUGAAUAUCUAAUGAACAAGCAUGAUAAACCGAAGCUAAGUAAAGUUCAAUGGCAUUAUAUUAUUAUUGAUGAAGGUCAUAGAAUAAAGAAUGCAUCUUGCAAACUCAAUGCUGAUUUGAAGCAUUAUUCCAGCACCCAUCGACUGCUUUUAACCGGAACGCCUCUUCAAAACAAUCUGGAUGAAUUAUGGGCCCUUCUAAAUUUCUUGUUGCCAAAUAUUUUCAAUUCAUCUGUGGAUUUUUCUCAGUGGUUCAAUAAACCAUUUGAGAGCAGCGUAGAUACCACACUUGAUGAAGCAUUACUGACGGAAGAAGAGAAUCUUUUGAUCAUAAACCGUCUUCAUCAAGUUCUCCGACCUUUUGUACUUCGAAGGCUAAAGCAUAAGGUUGAGAAUGAGUUGCCAGAAAAAAUUGAGAGGCUUAUAAGAUGCGAGGCUUCUGCUUAUCAAAAGCUUCUAAUGAAGAGGGUGGAAGAGAACCUUGGUUCGAUAGGGAAUGCAAAAGGUCGCUCUGUGCACAACACUGUGAUGGAAAUGCGUAAUAUAUGCAAUCAUCCUUAUCUCAGUCAAAUUAAUGCUGAGGAGAUUGAUGCCUUAUUACCCAAACAUUAUCUUCCACCUGUCGUGAGACUUUGUGGUAAGAUGGAAAUGUUGGACCGUUUACUGCCCAAGCUAAAGGCAACUGAUCAUAGGGUUCUGUUCUUCUCAACAAUGACCAGAUUGCUUGAUGUUAUGGAAGAGUACUUGUCUUGGAAACGCUACAAGUAUCUUCGUUUGGACGGGCACACAUCUGGAAAUGACCGUGGAGCCCUAAUUGAUGAGUUCAACCGGCCUGAGUCUGAAACUUUCAUAUUUCUUUUAAGCAUUCGAGCUGGUGGUGUUGGUGUAAAUCUCCAAGCAGCUGAUACUGUCAUAAUUUUUGACACUGACUGGAAUCCUCAGGUCGACUUACAAGCACAGGCCAGAGCUCACAGGAUUGGACAAAAGCGAGAUGUGCUUGUUUUGCGUUUUGAGACGGUGCGUACUGUUGAAGAACAUGUUAGAGCUUCAGCCGAGCAUAAAUUGGGAGUUGCUAAUCAGAGCAUAACUGCAGGGUUUUUCGACAACAACACAAGUGCUGAAGAUAGAAGAGAGUAUCUCGAGUCUCUUCUCAGAGAAUGCAAGAAAGAAGAAGCAGCUCUUGUUUUAGAUGACGAUUCUCUAAAUGAUCUUUUAGCUCGCAGUGAAUCCGAGAUCGAUGUAUUUGAAUCUAUUGACAAGAAAAGACGUGAAGAAGAGAUGGCAGCAUGGAUUAAUUUGGUUCAGGUAAAUAAAAUGGAUUCCUCGAAGAUGUUACCCAUGCCUUCUCGUCUUGUUACGGAGGAUGACUUGAAGCCCUUUUAUGAGGCGAUGAGGAUUUAUGAUACGUCCAAUGGAAGUAAUGUGCCCAUCAUUACAAAAAGAAAAGUUCCGAAUGUAGGAGGCCUGGAUACAGAGCAAUAUGGGAGGGGCAAGCGGGCACGUGAGAUUCGUUCUUAUGAGGAUCAGAUGACCGAAGAAGAAUUUGAGAAAAUGUGUCAAGUUGACUCCCCUGAAUCAGCCAUUGCCGCUGAUCCAUCACAAGAUUUAUUUCUAACAAAGAUCCGUGACCACCCUCCUAAAUUGAUUGAUGUUGUGCUUACACCACAACGACCAAAUGAUAUCUCAAUUCCCCCAAUUGGAUCUUUGCAACCUAGCAAAGAUCCCCCAGUGAAACGUGGAAGAGGCAGACCAAGGAGAUCGUCGGUGCUUAUGGCUGCUCCUGUAUCAGUGCCACCUGCUCCUUUUCCUCCAGUUAACAAAGGCGAACUGGAACCUCAUAAAGAGACUUCUGCUGCUUCUGCAGGUGCUGUUCCGCAUUUGGCUGCACUCAAUGAUGUUACUGCAAAUACUAUACAACAGUUGGGUGUAACUGCCUUGCAGUUUUACCCAUCACCUGGCACCAGCAUGCCUCUUAAAGCAAGGGGGCGGCCAAGUAAUGGUGGAGAAACCACUAGAGGGCGUGGUAGAAUGCAAAAAUCUAUUUUCACUACUGUUGGUGCUCAGUUAAAUGCAUAUACUGCAAUUCAGAGUGGAAUUGAUGCAACAAUGAGUAGACCUGCUGCCAAUGUUUUAGCUAAAGGGAACUCUACCUUGAAUGUUGUAGCGGGGGUUCCUAAUUUUGUUUCUAUUGGUCAUAAUAUUACGCAAAUGCCAGGAUCUUCAGCUGUUGUUGAAACACCUGCUAUCAAAGCCUCCAGUUCUCAAUUGCCAGAAAUAGUGAAUAGCGUAAUGCCUGUUGUUGGGGAGAAAGAAGCCAGAGAUGACACUUCUGCAUGUGAGACUAAAUCAGCUUGUAUUGUCUCUAAGUUAACUGUAACCAAGGAUCAGGUCAGUAUCCUGCAGCCAAAGAAUCCUGACGGUGCGAAAACUGAUUCAGAAUAUUCAACUGCUGAGCCAAACUUUGGCUCAUCUGUACCGGACACAUUUAGUCAAAAACAAGGGCAAACUGAGAAAAGAGUUGAUAGCUUACUAGACAAAACCCAGAAAACAAAACAUAACUUUGUAGGCACAUUAAAUGACAAGCAACCAGAAGUUGCAAUAAAGGAUGUGAAUUCCAUUCAAAUGUUAGAUAAGACUCUAUCUGAUCAGAUGAACCAAGAGAGAACGCCUAGUAUAGAAUCUCAAACGUUUAAUAAUUUGAAAUCUGAUGAUAAGCCCCAUUCAACAUCAACCGUUAACAGCUCAUUGGAAUGCCAUGGUAGCUCAGUUGUUGAUAAAGUAACAGGUCGUGAACCUCAAAGUUCAAUAUCCAUUGAAGCUGCCAAAUUCCAGGAGAAUUCUAUUAUCACAGGAACUCCAGCAUUAGUGUCCACAAACAUGAUUCAUGAGAAAUUGACAAAUCAGGUCCCAACAUGUCAAGUUUUAGAUUACAGAGCAGUACCUGUGGUGAUCCAUAGAGAUUCUGAAAAUAGAGCUUCGGUAACAAGGAAAAAGGCAGCUGCUCGUGAAACAAGAAACAGAUGCAGCACCUCAACUGCAGCUUGCGAACGGCGUGCCCGACAAGCAGGAUUGAAGCUGGCAGAUGGUUCUAAAAAGGCAGAGACCAGAGGGAGAACUAGUAAGGCAGCUACCAUGAAAGCAAAAGAGGAGAGUGGAAGCAUGCAAACUCUUCCUGGUACACCCAGGUCUCAAACUGCUCAGGGUUCUGAUGUUUCCUUCCUACAAAUAGAAACUUCAACUGCAAAAACUGCUCCUUCAGCUGCAAGGAAUUUUGAACAGACUGUAACAAAAGAAAUUAAAUUUGACCAAGGUAUUACUUGUGCUUCAGCAUUGGAUCCAAAUAAAAUGUCUCUUUCCAAGGGUAAUGUUGAAAGCAAUACUAUUUCAUCUUCAAGCAAUAUGGAAUGUGGACUUGUUUUGGGUCUCCCUGUUAAUGCAACUAUUCGGGUAACUGAUGACAAAGGUGACAAUUUCAAGAGUACUGGGAUUGAUCAGUUACAAGAAGAGCCCGUGAAAGCUGGCAUAACAUGUGUAAGACCAGAAGGUUUUUCUGUGGCAGAAGACAAGCAGCUGGUUUCUUCAAUUAAAUGCCUGGCCUCAGAAAGAAAUUCUUUGCCCGAGGUUUUCGAAACAAAAAUUACAGGCGGGUCUUUCGUGAAAAGCGACGCACAAAACUCCAAUGCACAACCAGCAGUUAUGAUUGUAACUGAACAGGAGAGACCUGUGCCUCGUGUUUUGGAAGCCAUUGACAAACCUGCUGAAGAAUUGGAAACUUCUGAUCUUGGAAAGAUGGUAAGGGAUGAUUCUCCUUCAGAUAAUCUCAAAGAACAAUCUGAAAUAAUACAGCCAUCAUCUGGCUCAGUCACUUCUGAUGAAAACAGCUGUAAAGCUCCUGCUUCUUUGGAAAAUGAGAAGGAUCACAAAAGCACCUCAGCAGAUCUUGUCAAAGCAUUGCCCUCGGAAAAUAGUGCAGAAAUAUCACAGCAGGACCAUUCUGCUCUACAAGGUCCUAAUCUUAUUGGAUCAUCAAAACCAGUAGCGCAGAAGCAUAAUGCAUCUGAUGAUAUUUUAACAGUUUCAUCUGAACUUGUUGGUCUUGAAAGGGAGCAGCAAGCUGUGGCUGUUCCACCUAUUGAGGAGCAGCAUGCAUCACUUUAUUCACCCUCAGAUUUGAAAUUAUCAGAACCUGUUGAACAAACAACGGAGAAGCACCAUGCUACAGAUUCUUUGAAGGGUUCUAGUUUUACCGAAUCAGUUGGGAAUACAACUGAGAAGAUCAAAGCGAUCGAGCAUUAUAGGGAUGACAAGCCAUCAGUAUCUUCUAUAUCAAGUUCUGACAACAGUCAUGGAUUAUCUAAUGCUUUGACAGUCUCAGAUAUAGAAUCAGAUAUGUUGAGGAAUGUUGAUGGCAUCAUACUUGCCCUGCCCACCGAAUCUGAACCUCUUCCAGUGCAUCCUGAUGCUACAGAGAUAAAGCGGGCGAAAGCACCAUUGGGUAUGAAAACUAGGAGCAGCAGCGGGGACAAAAAAAUACUGGAAGCUGCUAGAGUAGAAGAUAAGGCUAUUGAAAAUAAAACAGCUGAAGAUGCUACCAAGCAUAUUGAACAAACUGGAAUGGCCCAGUCAUCGAAUGUGAACCAGGAGUUGAAUUUAACUUGUGAUGAUGCCAAUCCAUCUUCGUCCCCCUCUUUGGGGGAUGAAUUGGCUGUCUCCGGCGAGGAACUCAGCACGGCUAAAGCAAUCAAAGAUACCAACUUUGUUUUAAGAAGUUCAUCAGAUGUUGGUUUUCCUUCUGCUACUGUUGUGCGGGAGGAUUCAGAUGUUUGUAGGGAUGCUUCUUGUUCCUCGCCUUCGGUCUUGGAAGAAACUCAGAAAGCCGAGGUAUCUAUUGAUGCCGAGAAUUUGGAUUUGACUGAAAAGGACCCCGAGUUUGAGAAUGUUGAGGAUUCUAUGAAGUUAGGUUCAGCUGAAAUUAAACCGGAUGAUAAGGAGGAUUGUAAAGUUAUGCAAGAAAAUGAUAAGGUUGAUGAGGAUCCUGGAAGUUGAUUGAAUUUUCAUUAAGAUCCGAUUCACUAAUCAAGAAUUUUACUGCGUUGAAGUUAUCGGCAGUUUUUGGCCUGACAAACUGCUUUUAAUAUAUGAAUGCAGUUGUUAUGUAUUUCAGCUCUCUUGUGUAUUAAAUGGAAAUGUCCCUCAUUCUGUAUAUUUCAUUAUUUAUCUGCUCGAGUGAACGAUCAUCGUCAA